AUCAUGGAUGACACCAGGUUUAUUCUUACCUAUUAAUUGGAGAAAUCUUAUUAAAGCCCAAAUGAUAUUCUCGCUCAAACUUCAAACCCCACCCUCUCUAAUGUUUUCUCGCUUUGACGCCCCUCGAACGAGCCUAUCCACGUCAAGCGCGCUCCCGCUCUGGACUGCAACUCCCACAAUGCACCCGGACUCGCCCUUCAACGCUCGCAUGCUAGUGUGACAGCACAGCAGCCGCGUGAAAUGUGCAAGUAAACCAGCUCAAAGUCACAGCAGCAGCAUUGAAAGUGGAAUAAAAUGUGUUUAACCAGCUUUCCUGCAAAACGGACGCGCGCAGACGCGCGUGUGGACUGACGCGAGCUUGUUUUUCUAUGUUAGUGGAUAGUGACUGGCUGCUGUUUAUGUAAGUGGAUGGUGACUGGAGUUUAUCACUUCAUUAUUUGUUUGUUUGUGAGAGAGCUACAACAGGUGCUGUCGGACUCAGGAGUGGUGUGAGUGUUCGCGUGUCGGACGGCGAGACACUUGCCUUUUGCCGUCUAUGAAUGGAUCAGGUCGGCAUGGGUAAUGCGGUUCAGGAGCGCAAGGGGGCGCUGACACAGGGUGAAGUGCUGCCACGCCCUGCCUCCAGCCAAUCAGAGGGCUUUAAACAGGGUCGGUCGGUCUUGAACUCUCUGCUCUCAGGGGCGUUUGCAGGAGCCGUUGCUAAAACUGCCGUCGCUCCGCUGGAUCGAACCAAGAUUAUCUUCCAAGUGUCGUCUAAUAGAUUUUCCGCUAAGGAGGCGUACAGGUUAAUUUACCGAACAUAUCUUAAGGAUGGGUUCUUCAGUCUGUGGAGGGGAAACUCGGCCACUAUGGUGCGUGUCAUUCCAUACGCUGCCAUCCAGUUCUGCGCCCAUGAACAAUACAAGAGGAUUCUGGGACAGUAUUACGGCUUCCAGGGCAAAGCUCUGCCGCCUGUGCCACGACUGCUGGCUGGUUCAAUGGCGGGAACCACGGCUGCCACGCUCACAUACCCACUGGACAUGGUCCGCGCACGCAUGGCCGUCACACCCAAAGAAAUGUACAGCAAUAUCCUGCACGUGUUCGUCCGUAUCUCUCGUGAGGAGGGGCUGAAGACGAUCUACAGGGGCUUCACUCCCACGAUCCUGGGCGUCGUGCCGUACGCAGGACUCAGUUUCUUCACCUACGAGACGCUGAAGAAGGUUCACGCAGAGCACACGGGCCGCUCGCAGCCGUACUCAUACGAGCGUCUGGCGUUCGGCGCAUGCGCAGGGCUGAUCGGCCAGUCCGCCUCGUACCCGCUGGACGUGGUGCGCAGACGCAUGCAGACGGCGGGCGUCACCGGACACACCUACGGCACCAUCUCCGGCACCAUGCGCGAGAUCGUGGCGGAGGAGGGCGUGAUCCGCGGCCUCUACAAGGGCCUGAGCAUGAACUGGGUCAAAGGUCCCAUCGCUGUGGGCAUCAGCUUCAUGACCUUCGACCUCUCGCAGAUAUUGCUGCGCAAGUUUCAGCAGUUAGGCUACAAUGUGCGGUAGCAGCGUAGAGACAGGAAGUAAGAAAAGCAGAACAAAUGUUUCUUUUUUGUUUCUUUUUUAACCUGAGCAUAUGCUGCCAAUGAAGAGGACGGGGAAUGAGAGGCGUGUCGUGAGUUUUGAUUUCUGAUGCAAGCGUUUUGUGUGUAGAGUGAGUGUAUUUGGUACAGAGACGCCCUGAAUGUACGUCCCGCCAUCACAGACUGAACGUCCUGUAAGUGCAAUACUGACUGAACGUGUUUCUGGACACGUCCCGCUUUGUGUUUUCUUACACAUCAGGAGCUUUGAUGGAAAUACAGACACAUUUCGAGUUUACAGCGUGUGUUACUCUGGAUAUCACUUUCAUAUCAGGGUGAGUCUCAUGAAAAUGAGCAAGAACAUGUCCAGCUCAUAUUUCACUCCAAAAUCAAAAGAUUUGUAUAUUUUUAAUAAGAUUUUACAGAAAUGGCAUGUAGCCUGAUUUAAGACCUUUAAGAUUUUUUUGCAUUAUUUUUCACGACAAUUAAACAUUUUCCCCAAAUUAUAUAUUAUUUAAAAGUAUAAUUGUAAGUGUACUUUAUGGUAAUAUUGGUUGUUUUGAAUUUAGUUUGUUGAUUUUAAUUAAAAAACACAUGACUUGAAUACAAUUUUUGCCUGUAAUACAUACAUUUUUAAAAGUAUAGUUGUUAGUAUACUUUAUGGUAAUAUUUAUUGUUUCAAAUAUAAUUUAAUUGCUGAUUUUAAUUAAUAAAAACCCACAUGACAAACACAUUUUUCUCCAAAUUAUGUUAUUUAAAAGUACAAUUGUAAGUAUACUUUAUGGUAAUAUUUGUUGUUUUGAAUUUAAUUUAAUUGCUGAUUUUAAUUAAAAAAAACCCACAUGACUUUAAUACAUUUUCCCCCGAAUUCUAUAUUAUUUAAAAGUAUAAUUGUAAGUAUACUUUAUUUGUAAUAUUUGUUGUUUUGAAUUUAGUUUGUUGAUUUUAAUUAAAAAAAACACAUGACUUGAAUACAAUUUUUGCCCGUAAUAAAUAUAUUUUUAAAAGUAUAGUUCUUAGUAUACUUUAUGGUAAUAUUUAUUGUUUCAAAUUUAAUUUAAUUGCUGAUUUUAAUUAAUAAAAACCCACAUGACAAACAAAUUUUUUUUCCCAAAUUAUGCAUUAUUUAAAAGUAUAAUUGUAAGUAUACUUUAUAGUACUAUUUGUUGUUUUGAAUUUAAUUGAUAAUUUUCUGAUUUUAAAUUAUUUUUUUUUUUUUAAAUCAGUUUAUUUUUAUAUAUAUAUAUAUAUAUAUAUAUAUAUAAAGGUAGUCAUAAUUUACAUUAUGCAUUAUAUGGUUUGCAUUGAUGCAUUAUAUCUUUUCAUAGUUAAUUGUAACCAAACUUAAAAUGCAUUAUAAUCUAGUAUGCAAAUUGGUUGAAAUUAUGUGUUUUAAUGCAUUAUACUUUGUAAAGGUGUAACAAUGAAAUAUAGAAGUAUUAGAACUGAGGUUACAAUUAUUCAUGAGAUCAUUAUAAGGUGUGUUACAAGGCAUAAUUAAUUCAUUAAAAUACUUUCAUAAUGUAUUAAAUAAAGGCUUUAAGUAAAGUGUUACCAAAAUCCUUUUUUAUGUAUUUUGUGGUGAAAUAUGAGCUUGUCAUUUCUUCAUGUGAUUCACACUUUUUCAUCCAUAUCGCUGAUCCAGGACAGGAUAGUAAAAUGGUGUGCGUGCGUGUGUGUGCGUGUGUUGUGCGUGUGUUGUGUGUGCGUGCGUGCGUGUGUGUGUGUGUGUGUGUUUUGUGUCUUGCACAUGUGUGACUGUGCAUUUGUGUGUGUGGCUCCCAAGUGCCUGGAGAGAGAAACGAAACAUGAACUUCAACAUCAUCCUCCCUUACACAGGGACACUGCAGUGUUACUAACUGGUGUAAUUAACCAAUGUUCAGCUGAUAAUGAACAAAUAACAUGACAUUCACACCACUGGUGUGUUUAAUCAUUUACUGAAAUGAGAGAUUUUAAACUUCAGUAUUACUGCUCUGUUAUACCUUAUCUUUGGAUAAAUAUUAAAAUAUUUGAAUUAUACAGUGACUCCAAAAAGUAUUUGUUCGCUUCAGUCUAUGUGAUUCAUUAGAUCAAUUGUUUUAUCAUUUUAAACUUGUCUGUGCAUCUUUCUUUACAAUAAAUGACACCUUUUUUGAUAUUUUCUCAUCUCAUGUAGUGACAUUCAGACAUGUGUUCAGAUUUAAGUGUUCAGAUACUUCUUGGGGCUGUUGUAUUUACUCACAAUUAUCAUCUCAGUCUAUUUUGAACAAACUAAAAUCCCUACAUGAUUCCUACUAACCGGACAAUCACACGAUGCUCAAGCACAAGGAUUAUUAUCUAAUAAAGGGUAUUAAAUGGCUUUUAAACAUCCCAGAGGCCUAAUAAAACACUGAGAUUCAUUUGAAACAACUCAGAGAUCGAUUCUGGAAACUGUGUUUGAAUUCAGAAUCACUGGUGAGAUUCAUUGUGAAGUUCAUCAUAUUGUGAUUCGUGUCACGCGGUGAAUCGUUUAUCGAAUGAAUCUCUUGCUCUCGCAAUAAAAUGACUCGGUUGGAUUCAAGACUGUUGUUUGUAAAUCGAAAAGAUUUGUGCCAAAUAAACUAAUGAUAUUAUAAUCAA
This is a messenger RNA of Ctenopharyngodon idella (grass carp), 4147 nucleotides long. RefSeq names its product solute carrier family 25 member 42 (gene slc25a42). Gene Ontology annotation, biological process: transmembrane transport. Bases 540 to 1535 code for a protein of 331 amino acids. The record is from RefSeq and is a predicted model, not a curated record. The transcript has 9 exons. NCBI's taxonomy places the organism in Eukaryota, Metazoa, Chordata, Actinopteri, Cypriniformes, Xenocyprididae. Gene Ontology annotation, cellular component: mitochondrial inner membrane.